AUGUCAGAUCAUGAAGUAUAUGAUAAUAUUGAUGCCGGAGCAUCACAAACAUAUCCUGUUCAGGCAGGUGCAAUAAAAAAGAAUGGUCAUGUGAUGUUAAAAGAGCAUCCUUGUAAAGUGGUAGAUUAUUCGACAUCUAAAACAGGAAAGCAUGGUCAUGCAAAGGCACACAUUGUAGGUAUAGAUAUAUUUACAGGAAGAAAAUAUGAAGAUAUAUGUCCAACAUCUCAUAAUAUGGAUGUACCAGUUGUUAAAAGAACAGAAUUACAAUUAAUUGAUAUAACAGAAGAUGGAUUUGUUUCACUUUUAUAUGAUAAUGGAGAUACUAAAGAUGAUUUAAGCUUACCAAAAGAUACUGAAGGAAAUUUAGAUGAAGUUGCUAAACAAAUUCGUAAUUUAUUUGACAAUGGUAAAUCUGUUUUAGUUAGUGUUCUCUCUGCAUGUGGACAAGAAAAAAUUAUUGCAGCAAAGGAGUUAUCAUCAUAA
Messenger RNA from Plasmodium adleri (nom. inval.), 486 nucleotides. Its product is annotated as eukaryotic translation initiation factor 5A. Gene Ontology annotation, biological process: positive regulation of translational termination; positive regulation of translational elongation. Gene Ontology annotation, molecular function: translation elongation factor activity; ribosome binding; RNA binding. The record is from RefSeq and is a predicted model, not a curated record. The transcript has a single exon. NCBI's taxonomy places the organism in Eukaryota, Apicomplexa, Aconoidasida, Haemosporida, Plasmodiidae. The coding region runs from base 1 to 486 and encodes 161 amino acids.